Zootoca vivipara (common lizard) is the source of this 4603-nucleotide messenger RNA. It is a transcript of the gene COQ6, whose product is annotated as coenzyme Q6, monooxygenase. Gene Ontology annotation, molecular function: FAD binding; 4-hydroxy-3-all-trans-polyprenylbenzoate oxygenase activity. Gene Ontology annotation, cellular component: mitochondrion. Lineage: Eukaryota; Metazoa; Chordata; Lepidosauria; Squamata; Lacertidae. The record is from RefSeq and is a predicted model, not a curated record. Gene Ontology annotation, biological process: ubiquinone biosynthetic process.
GCGCGAGAGUGACGUGAGCGUCACUUCCCCCAAAGAUGGCGGCCGUAGUGGGUCUGUCACCGUGCCGGGGCGUUGGGCCCCUUUUCGGGAAGGGUCUGUGUCUCCGGAGCGGCCUUGCCCGUUCCCUCGUGCGGCGAGGCUCGGUGAGACCCAGUGACUCGACGGCGGUGUACGACGUGGUGGUAUCGGGUGGCGGCAUGGUCGGGACCGCCAUGGCUGCUGCACUGGGGCAUGAUGUUCAUCUGUCUGAUAAGAAAAUUCUGCUACUUGAAGCCCGUCCAAAGAAAGUGUCUAACCAGUUGCCCAAGAGUUACAGUAAUAGAGUCAGUGCUAUCACCCCUGGUUCAGCCACACUUCUCAGUAGCUUUGGUGCUUGGGAUCAUAUUUGCAGUAUGAGAAUCAAGCCAUUUCGGCGGAUGCAGGUGUGGGAUGCUUGUUCUGAGGCCAUGAUAAUCUUUGAUAAAGAUAACUUGGAAGAUAUGGGUUAUAUUGUGGAGAAUGAUGUUAUCAUGUCUGCUGUAACCAAACAACUGGAUGCAGUUUCAGACCACGUUGAAGUUCUUUACAAGAGCCGAGCAGUUGGCUACUCCUUGCCCCUUCCUUAUGAAACCUCUGACUCAAGCCCUUGGAUCCAAAUUGAUUUAGCAAAUGGACGCAGGCUACAGACCAAACUGUUGAUUGGUGCAGAUGGGCAGAACUCUAUAGUCCGGAAGGCAGCUGGUAUUCAAAAUAUUCAGUAUCAAUAUGGACAGUCAGCUGUAGUUGCUACCCUUCACUUAUCUGAGGCAACAGAUAACAACGUAGCAUGGCAGAGAUUCCUUCCAUCAGGACCAAUUGCUCUCCUCCCGCUCUCCGACACUGUCAGCUCUUUGGUUUGGUCCACAUCACAUGAGCAUGCAUCCCAACUUCAGAGAAUGGAUGAGGAAAGUUUUGUGGAUUCUAUCAAUUCUGCUUUUUGGAGCAACGCAAAUCACUCUGACUUCAUUGAUACUGCUGGAUCCAUGUUCCGAUCUGCUGUCUCUCUCCUGAUGCCAUCGGGGACUGCAGCCCGUCAGCUGCCCCCAAGUGUUGCAAAAGUGGAUCCAAAGAGCCGAGCUGUGUUCCCUCUUGGACUGGGGCAUGCAACAGAAUAUGUCCAACACCGCGUGGCCCUUAUUGGGGAUGCAGCUCACAGAGUACAUCCUCUUGCAGGUCAGGGUGUAAAUAUGGGCUUUGGUGACAUAGCCUGCUUGAGGCAACUUCUCAGCGCUGCAGCAUUUAAUGGGAAGGACCUGGGCUCUUUAAAGCAUCUACUACAGUAUGAAAGAGAGCGGCAAAAGCACAACCUAUCUCUCUUGGCUACAACGGACUUAUUAAAGAGGCUGUACUCUACAGAUAUAGCUCCUUUUGUACUGCUAAGGACCUGGGGAUUGCAAGCAACUAAUGCUGUUCCUCCAAUUAAAGAGCAGAUCAUGGCUUUUGCUAACAAGUGACACCCUUGUGACUUUAGGAUGAUAGUUCCUGAGUGGUUGCUGUAUUUGCCAGUUACAAAGACUGUGUUUGAAAUGGCAUUAAAACAAAACGGGGAGCACAGUAUUUCCUUACGUUUGCCGAUUGUGGCUGAAGUUCUUCUUUCCUCCAGCAGUACCAGCAGAUUGUUUUCUUCUAGAACGUCAAGAUCUACCUCUAAUCUGACACUGUAUUGGAUCUGGAGCUCUAAAUAUUGGCCUUGAAAACAGUAUUGUUGGAAUGAAUUUACUUGUAUCCAGUUUGAAGAUCACAUGCAUGAUUUUUUUUACUGCUUCGGACAAAAGAUUCUGAGCUGCAAGCUUAGUCAGCAUCUCUUUCAGCCUUGGCGGCUGCGAAAUACAGAAGUGGAAUGUUGCUUACCAGCUCCCUUUUCAAGACUGCAAUGAUUCUCUUCUACCUCCAAGGAUUGCAAGAUUGAGACUCAAGUUACAGGAUGGAGUCUGAGAACAUUCUGUUAAAAAUAUUGUUUAAUUACUAAAAUAGACAUUCAAAGAGCUCUGUCACAGUCAUGUGCCAAACAACCAGGCCAGACAUUAUCAGUUUAAUGGCAUCACAGCACCAAGUAAUGUGAACACAACUAAUAAGCAAGGAUAUUUAUGCUAACGUCUUACAAUUAACUGCUUUCAGAACUUGUCUGAAAAGAUAUUCUAAGGCUUAUCAGCACUCAACCUGUACUUGCAAUGCUACAUCUGUGGAAAUUUAUUUAAGAGGGGCUCAGUCUGCUUAACAGUUUAGCUUAACUUUUUAAAAUAGGUUUAAGCUAAACCAAAAUAAGUGUCCUUUCAACCUACAAGAUUAUGUAAAACUUAAUCUGCUUUCACUUCUGACUUCUUAAAAAUUCUUAAUUUAGUACACUGUUAAAUAUGUGCUUCUUUCCUCCUCCACCAAUUACAUAGGUGCUUUUCAACAAGGCCCCCGUACAGAUUAUUAUACUGCAAAUAAUCUCAUUGCACUAGGAAAGGUAUGGGCAUUUGUGGAAGCAAGAUAUAAUUCUGUACCACCACCACUGGGAUCAUAAGAGGAAUAAACUACUUGUCUGUCUUGCGCCUUACCCGACAAACUCAACUGGUGCCCAAUUUUGGUUGACUAUAGAAAUGGUCUCUUAAUUAGCAGCAGAAGUUACUCAUCAAUCAAAACACGUAGUACCUGAAGAAAUAAAGACCCUGAAUUUUUCAAACAUAGGUUAACUUUGGUAGAGGAAGAGCAAUACAAAGGAAAAAGAAUCUUGUGCCUGAGUUUACAAAUGAGGUUUCAGAGGAAAAGUUCAUAAUGAGUUUUAACAAACUGUGUUGCUCUGGUCCAGUAACAAACAUCUUGCUUCUACAGUCGUACCUCUGGUUACGUUUGCUGUGGGUUGCGUACACCACAGGAUAUGAACGUGCAGAACCCGGAAGUACCAGAACGGGUUACUUCCUGGUUCGGCGAUUCGCGCAUGCGCAGAAGUGCCGAAUCACGCGGCGAGCAUGCACAGAUUCGGCGCUUCAGGUUGCGCACUGUUCAGGUUGUGAACAGGACUCCGGAACGGAUCCCGUUUGCAUCCAGAGGUACCACUGUAGUUUGCCAUCUUCUUUACUACUUGCCUCAUGGGACAAGAAAGCAAGGUGCAGAGAAGCUGGGCUUUAAUUUAGGGUUAUAGAGAUAAGUUGAGAAGCAUUAAUGAGUUCAGACACUUAAAGAGAGGAUAGUGCAGAAUAGUUCCUGCCAAACUAAGGCUUCCAUCAUAAUUAAUUUUCUAAUGUAUAAUGAAUGAAAUAGGUAGAAAUAAAGGCUUAUGCAGGGCAAUAGGAUACACAGUAAAAAGGCUAAUCUUAUGCACUUAUUUGUGAGUAAGUCACAGUGAGCUAAUAGGAAUUACUUCAGAGCAAACAUGCGUAAGAUGCACUGUUAAGUGUCCCAACUUUGUAUUCUGCAGAUAAUGCCAGAAUACCUUUUCACAUCCAGUAAGAGGGCAGUGCGCCAAAAGUGUUAUCAAAUGAGGCAUUGGGUUGGCAUGUCUUAACCUAAUUUGGUCAAGGUUUCUUUAGCAAGUGCUUACACUGUACUGGUAUAUCUGGACAACACAGAGAUGAAACACUUUGUGCAGUGGCUACCAUGUUAAGUCUCAUAUUUAUGCAGCCUGAAAUGUCCUGCUCAAACACAAUGUUUAAGAUGUGACAGCAUGUAGUGCAUCAGCUUUAGUGGUAGUCCCACGCUGGGGUCCUGUUAACCAUACCAUUUUCCAAGGAAGUUGAUUUGGGAGGCCUUCAUUUGCAACAGGAAGGAGGCACCAGGAUGCCUUGCAUUAAAAGUUUCUUUAAGGCUAGACUGAGAAUCAAAUUAUUUAUGUCAGUCCAUCCCCGGCACUCCUCAUGGUCCUCUAAAGUAGCCAGAAAAUGCUGGCUUUUGCUUGCUCUCAGCUUUAGAGAUGUAAAGAGGAGAGACGUUUUUGGGGUGUUCCUAAAGUCUUUACUGCUAUGUUUAGCCAGCUAUUUAUAUGUGAGGGUUGACAAACAAGUUUUUCCACUGACUGUCACUCCUAAAGCUCGACCAGUUUCAGCAGCCCUCUUCAGGAAUCGGCUAAUCCUAAAAAUCUUAACUUGUUAAAUGUCAAAAGGUUGGUACACACUCCAGCUUUGUUUAAAAACAACUCCAUUAAGUAAGCAUCUAUUUGAGAUUUGAAUCUUAAGUUUCAUGCACAAGAAGGCCUGCAAAAUAUUAUUAUGGAGGAAGAUCAAUAUUGGGGUGCAUUGGUACCAAAUGUGAAUAAAUGCCUUGGCUAAAGAUGUGCUUCACCUCUGCACAAGAUCAGCUCCAAAGCUAUAAACCUAGAAUUCGGGCCCUUUGGCAUCAGUUAAGGCAGCAAUUGUACAACGAAGCACAUCUUACUACCCUAGAAGGACCCAUCUUAUUACAGCUUGAACCACUCAGUCUUAAAGGUAACCAGUUCUACUUUGGUCUGUGUUUGGCUGUAUGCUCAUCAGAAUUGCCUUUUCUUGUUUCAAGAAAAUAAAAUAUUCUUUAGAUGAUGUUUUCUCAAUGGGAGAGUCCAAGAGAUUGCAGGAGGUGAAAGGUAGCACCUAGAGCCCAGCUUGUCUCUAUGUUGUUCACUUUCUUU